Ambispora gerdemannii is the source of this 2445-nucleotide messenger RNA. NCBI's taxonomy places the organism in Eukaryota, Fungi, Glomeromycota, Glomeromycetes, Archaeosporales, Ambisporaceae. The record is from the annotation of a GenBank genome assembly.
AUGUCUGCUAAUAUCUCAUCUCUCGAAUCCCUUGCAUUAAAUAUUCUAAAAAAUUCAUUCUCAGAAAAGAUUGCAGAAGGCGUUGAUGUUUCAGAACUAAACCCAUGCUCGUUAUUAUGUAACAAAGAACUUUUUUUGUAUGAAAUAAAAACCCCAAUUACCAUACUCACCUGUGGCCACGCAUAUCAUCGUGGUUGCAUCGAAACUUCUAUCAAAAAGCAUUCAAUAUGUCCAAGACCUAAUUGCAAGAAAGAGGUAGAAUUUACGGUUGAUGCUACGCCUAGAAGUCAGAAUACCAACGAUUUGAUGGAUAUAUCCCUGACAUUACUUAGUGACCCCAUAUAUCCAAGUUCGCCUAAAAAACGUGUUGGUGAAUAUACUGAUAAACUAUUCAGUAAGAAAGUGAAGAAGCCAGUUUCAAAGGAAGAUUCUCCUACGUUACAAAGACUAAUCAAAGAAUUGAGAACCGACGUUCCAGAGAAAACUUUGCCGACUAAACUAAUGUCUGAAUCGAAUGAGAACUCGAUCAAUUUUCUAGCUUUGUACCAAAAUAUAAUUAAUGCCGAAGAAACUAGUAAAAAAACGAUACAAGAAGUCAUUCUUCACUAUUUCUAUUUUGGAAAAGCACUCGAGGAACGAUUCAAUCACUAUAAAAAAAACAAUCCUAAACGUACGGUUCAAGGGUUAGUUAAUAAUGAGGUUAGAGUUCAACUUUCAUCGACUAAAGCAGAGGAAGUUUUAUACAAAGCGCUGGAGAUCGUCGCUUCUGAAAAUAAUGUGAAGGCUCAGAAAUUAUUAGUAAAUUUUAACGAACUUAUCAACUCUACCUCAGUGAAAACUUAUUGGAAUGGUGUUUAUGUCCGCGAUGAGAGAAAUCAAACCCAAUGUAUUAAAAAUAUAUUGAAAGAAAAAGAGGAUCAAGAAGUUUGUCAAAUAAAAUCUAAUGUAUUAGACGAGCACAUUAUUGAAAGCGAUCUUGUAUUAAAAAGAAAACGACAAAAUCGGAAGCAUGCAGAUAAGGAGGGAGAAUGCUCUACGAGGGAACUGAGAGAUAUUUCACCUGUUGAUUACAAUGAAAAUUUGAAUGAAACUAACCUUUCUGAGUCGGAUCACGAAGAGAAGGAGAUCGAUAAAAGAAAUCGGCAUGAAUCUGAUUAUGAUAAUGACUAUGAACCAAAUAAUAACUCUUCUAUUUCCUCCGAUUCGGACUAUUAUCAGAAAAAAAAGAGGAAGAUCAAUAAAGGAAAACAAAUGGAAUUAAAAGCAACAGCGAAAUGUGAUAACGGAAGUGCCAGGUCCUUAAAUUCUAUAUCAAACAAUAUAACAAUAUCACAAGAUUCAUCAAUGUUGAUAAAUCGAGAACUAUUACCGACUGUGAUAGUUACAAACCCUACCACCCAAACCCCGAGGACUCCACCGCCAAGGCCUAAUGUUAAUAUACAGGUUACUCCUCAAAAGUCAGUGCUUUUUAAGGAAUCUAUUACGUAUCUACAAAAUCAUAUAGAAAUAGAUAUAAAUGAUCAAGGGAUGAUCAUAAAAGACAAUCACAUUUCGGAAAAAAUUUCUAGUAUGGUUCGUAAUUGGCUUAUAAUGACAUUGACAUCACCAAAAGAGGAGUUUGUCAAAGCAACCAGGACUCCUUUAAGCUUAGAAGCAAGUACAAAAGAUCAUGAUUUUCGUCAAAUUUGCGAGUUUGUCCUUUAUGACUUUUAUUUUAUGACAAUGAAAGGUCCUCUCAAAAGAGACAUUGGUGAACGUACGUAUAUCGUCGAAAGGAUUGUUCCGCUGUUCAAAGCGAUUCAAUCGGUACACAAUGAAUUCAAAUUUCAUUGGAUAGAAGUUGAAUUAGAUUGCAUGAGAGAAGUUAAGAAGAUAUUUCCAAAGUUCGAUUUGCCUAUAAACCAAGCUGAUGGUUUGGGAGUACGAAAUUCGAGCAACAAAGCUGUUAUUUUUAUCGAAGUAGCAGGUGGUCCCGAAAACAUAGAUCCACAACACGUGAAAGGAGAUUCGGAGAAGCUUUUGAAAGAAGCUGUAUUUGGUCUUGUUUCCUUAUUACGAAAUUAUUUGGACAGAAGCGCGGAAGAAUCGAAGCAGUUAUGCACAUUCAUAAUUCAAAGCAUUGGUGACCGGUUAACGCUUAGUAAAUUAUGCCUUAUAAGUAAACAUCUUUACAAAGUUUCGCAGAUCAAAUCUGCAACUCUUCCAUUUGAAUUCAUCGAUGUAGCGAAUUUUAUGGCAGUCUUUGAACUUCUUUACAAUCUUAUAGAAAGUAUCUUUAAAUAUGCUGAAUAUAGCGAGCUCGAGAUUCAAACAGGAGUAAUUAAUAAAUUAAGAUUAUCUGAAUCAGUCGAUGGCAUCACUGUACCAAGAAUUCGUGAUUGGAUUUGGCUACCAGAUUCGGUUUCCGCAUGGGAAUGUAAAGAGAUUCAGAAUGAAAAUUCAUGA